Messenger RNA from Schistosoma intercalatum, 1680 nucleotides. Lineage: Eukaryota; Metazoa; Platyhelminthes; Trematoda; Strigeidida; Schistosomatidae. The record is from the annotation of a GenBank genome assembly.
AUGGGAUCUCACUUUGGUGUAGUACAACCAAUUUUCACGGAUUUCUAUGAAUUGACAAUGUCGUAUGCCUAUUGGAAAGCUGGAAAAGCCAAUGAUGCUGCAACUUUUGAAAUGUUUUUUCGUAAAAAUCCUUUCAAUGGGGAGUUCACUAUAUUUGCUGGUCUUCAGGAUUGUAUUGAGUAUUUAAGUUCGUUUAGAUUCACUCAGGAUGAUGUUGAAUAUUUGCAAAAAAUUAUGCCAUCAACUGUUGAUCCUGAUUUCUUUGAUUAUUUGCUUAGUAUUGAUACAAAGGGAUUAUUGUUAUGGUCUGUUAAAGAAUGUUCAGUUGUUUUUCCAAAAGUUCCUAUUAUGCGAAUUGAAGGACCAGUAGUACUAUGUCAACUUGUAGAAUCUACAUUAUUGAAUUUGGUUAAUUAUGCGAGCCUAGUGACUACGAAUGCUACACGUUACCGUCUGGCUUGUGGUCCAAGUAAAAAAUUAUAUGAAUUUGGUUUACGUCGUGCUCAAGGACCAGAUGGUGCACUCUCAGCUUCAAAGUAUGCAUAUUUAGGAGGUUAUGAUGGAACUAGUAAUGUUCUAGCUGGGAAAAUAUAUGGAAUUCCAGUUGUUGGGACACAUGCACAUUCAUUUGUGUCAGCUUUUCAAUCUUCUUAUGAAGGGGAAUGUAUAAAUGAUUUCGGAAAAUUCAGAAGAGAAGCCGCCGAUCUAAAUAACUCAUAUGAUGAUCACCUUUUAGACUUAAACCGUCAACCAAUGAAAUUGAAUGAAUUUUUGAAACGUUGUUGGUAUUGGUCUGCUAGUUUAUCUCGUGUAUUAAAAUAUCAUUCAGAUCAAAUACAUCCAGGUGAAUUAAACGCAUUCGCCAAUUAUGCUAUUGCAUUUCCGACAAAAUUUCUUGGUUUACUUGAUACAUAUGAUGUGUUAAAAUCAGGUUUACCAAAUUUUUGUGCAGUUGCAUUAGCUCUUCAUGAAUUUGGUUAUCAAGCUAUUGGUAUACGUAUUGAUAGCGGUGAUAUAGCCUACUUAUCAUUGAAAAUUCGUAAUACGUUUCAGCUAAUCAGUUCACACUACAAUUUACCUUGGUUUGCACAACUUCAAAUACUUGCCAGCAAUGAUUUAAACGAAGAUACAUUACAUUCUUUUAAUCAACAAGAUCACUCAAUUGAUGCAUUUUGUGUUGGGACAAAUCUAGUCACCUGUCAAAAACAACCAGCCUUAGGAUGUGUAUAUAAACUUGUUGAAAUUAAUGGAACUCCAACAAUGAAACUUAGUGCUGAUUUUGAAAAACUUACUUUGCCAGGAAAAAAAGUAGUUUAUCGUUUAUAUAGUCAGCAAGGUGAAGCAUUACUGGAUUUAAUGAGACGCUCACAUGAAGAUUCUCCAAACGUUAAUGAACGUAUUCUUUGUAGACACCCAACUCAAGCAUCGAAACGUGUUUUUGUUGUACCCGGAAGAGUUGAACCAUUACUCAAGUUAUAUUGGAAUUAUGGAAAAUUAGUUAAACCAUUGCCGACAUUGAAUGAAUCUAGAGAAUACGCUAUGAAUGAAUUAAACACUCUAAGACCAGAUUAUAAACGUAUAACUAAACCGACGCAAUAUAAAGUUUCAGUUUCGGAUGAAUUAUAUCAAUUCACUCAAGAAUUAUGGCUUAGUAUUACACCAAUUGGUGAAAUUAGUUAG